Drosophila kikkawai is the source of this 1516-nucleotide messenger RNA. RefSeq names its product chondroitin proteoglycan 2. NCBI's taxonomy places the organism in Eukaryota, Metazoa, Arthropoda, Insecta, Diptera, Drosophilidae. The record is from RefSeq and is a predicted model, not a curated record. Gene Ontology annotation, cellular component: extracellular region. Gene Ontology annotation, molecular function: chitin binding.
AACCAUUCGGAAGCCAAUCAGACGACAAUGCGCCAAACCGAAUCCAGUGCUCUUUGGGCGCUACUGCUGCUGGCCGGAGGUCUUCAAGUUGCGGUAGCCCAGUUGGCGGAUGUCUGCAUUUAUGAGGAGGACGGCACUCGACUUCCUCUGGCCACGCACUGCUCUCGCUUUGUGGUUUGCCAAAGAGGAGAGGUGUCCAUCAUUGGUAGCUGCCCGCGAGGCCUUCACUUCAAUCGCGAGCUUGGAGAAUGCGACUUCCAGUGGAGAGCCAACUGCCUGGGACUAUCCUCCUUCGCCGGAGCAGAUGACCAGUGUACGUGCGACUGCUGUGCUGAUGAGUGCCAGGAUCCCAUAGAUGAAGAAGAUGUAGAUGAAACAACCACUGAGGACUGCGGUCCGGACACCACCACCAAGUCACCAGUUACUCCGAGUCCCCCAGAUUCCACUGAUCCCACAGAAGUCACCACAAAUCCCGAUGACACCACCAACUCCUCCAACACUACGCCAGCGAGUCCAGGCGUGGUACCCACAUACUGCUCCAGUCCCCGUACCGACUGCGUCGCGCAGGAGAGUGGCGCAUUGUUAGAUAUGCCCGGAAUUUGCGUCAGGUUCAUCCAAUGCAGCAACGGAUGCGUGAAUGAAAUGCCCUGUCCCAGUGGCCUGUAUUUCAGCAAGGAGCUGGGUCGGUGCGAUAACCCGGAUAAAGUGGAUUGUGAGAUAACUGCUGAUGCUGAGGAUGAGGUGGUGGGACCGUCCGGAAUCGCAUGCACCAGCGACGCUAAGUGCAAUAAGCAGCCCGAUGGAACGAUGUUUGCGGACCCCAAUUCAAACGGAUACUUUAUUUGCCAAUGCCAGUGUGCCAUUGCAAUGGAGUGUGAUCCUCAGCUGGCUUUCAAUCCGGCGGUGAAUGUUUGUGACUGGCCCAAAGGCAACAACACUGAAACCGGUGGCGAUACAGGGGGCGGUGUCUCAUCGGUUCUCUGUCCCAGUGGCCUUGUUUACAAUGCAACCUCAGAUCAGUGCGACUAUCCUGAGGGCUAUGUACCCGAGGUGCCCUGCAACAGCACCAGCCCUGUGUGCAAGGGCCAGCCCGAGGGUGAGCUCUUCCAGGUGCCCGGCUCUUGCAAUACGUUCUACAAGUGCAAUUACAACUGCGCCGUGGAGCAAUUGUGUCCCAACAAUCUAAUCUUCGACCCUGAAAAUGAUAUAUGUGUCUACCCAGAUGCUUAUGAAUGCGAAUGGGAGUAUACGCCGCCAUCGGGUCCGAAUGCUGGCCCCUCUGGCACAUCCUGUGAGAGUAACGGUCGUUGCUUGGGCAAAAAGGAGGGUACUUUCCUGCCUUCAGAGACAAACUGUGGACGGUAUGUGGUUUGCCAGUGCGAGUGUGAAGUCGAGAUGGAGUGCUCAGAUGGGUUGUACUGGGAUCAAUCCCAAAAGACCUGCAAUUAUCCCAAUAAAGUCAAUUGCACGCUCUAACUGACCUAUUGUAGAAUAAAGGAAAUCAUUAUCAAAGCCA